Spodoptera frugiperda (fall armyworm) is the source of this 2634-nucleotide messenger RNA. Its product is annotated as kanadaptin. The transcript has 10 exons. The coding region runs from base 202 to 2154 and encodes 650 amino acids. Lineage: Eukaryota; Metazoa; Arthropoda; Insecta; Lepidoptera; Noctuidae. The record is from RefSeq and is a predicted model, not a curated record. Gene Ontology annotation, molecular function: mRNA binding; protein binding.
CAAUAACUAGUUCUAGUAAAUAACUUUAUUGACAUUUGUAAACCUGUUUGUUUACGUCUAUUGAUAAAUAAUAAACUUUUCUUUAAUUUAUUACUAAUAUUAUACAAAAAAUAGUCUUAGUAAUUAUUGUUAGGUACUUAAUCUACAAACUAAACUCAUCGUGAGUAUUUAGUAAUAAUAAAUACGCAACAUAACCUAAAAAUGGAGGACCCAAGUGAUAAUCAAAAAACCGAAGAAAAAAUCGUGUUUAAAAAGCCUGUGCUGUUCGGCCGUAUUGGUAAACUGCCGAAAAAGGUGAAGAAUGAUUCUGAAGAGACGACAGACGCUGAAAAUCAACAACAGGAGAAAAGUGGUUCGAAUACAGCGCGUUCGAAUGAGAGAGGGAAAGAGUCGCCAGUGAUUGUUGCAAACGAUGUGUUAUCAAUGCCAAUACCAUACAAGGAACCAAAAUGGUCUGGAAUUUGUCCUGAUGGUACAGACUAUUCCCUAGAAGUGUUGAAGUCCGGGAUGAUCGUUGACAAGAUGGAUUUGACGAAGAGAGCAUUCUAUGUGUUUGGACGACUGAAUAAUUGUGAUGUGAUGAUGGCACACCCUACCAUAUCCAGGUACCACUGCGUCCUCCAAUACAAAGCGUUUGCCGAGGAGGGCGAGCCUCCGUGUGGCUGGUACCUCUAUGACCUGGGCAGUACACACGGCACCUUCCUCAACAAAGAUAGGCUGAAGGUCAGCCACUACACCAGGGUCAGGGUCGGACACCAGAUCAAGUUUGGGAACAGUACUCGGACUUAUAUUUUGUUGGGACCAGAUUUCGACGCGGAAGGCGAGUCCGAAUUGAGUGUAACAGAAAUAAAACAGAGAGCCAAUACUAUGAAGGUAGAGAGAGACAGAAUGAUACAGGACGCUAUAGAACAGAGGGAGAGGGAGCGAAAGGAGGAGGAGCGACGGAGAGAUGAGAUGGGCAUCGAUUGGGGGAUGGGAGAGGAUGCUGAAGAGGAGCCGGAUCUGGCUGACAAUCCUUACGCCGUCACCGCCAACGAGGAGCUGUACUUGGAGGAUCCUAAGAAGACCCUCCGCGGGUACUUCGAAAGGGAGGGACAUGAACUCAACUAUAAUUGUGAUGAGAAGGGCGUCGGCCAGUUCGUUUGUAGGGUAGAACUCCCGAUAGACGACGCCCGAGGUAACCCGGUGGUCGCCGAGGUGAUCCACAAAGGCAAGAAAAAGGAGGCGGUGAUAGCCUGCGCGUUGGAGGCCUGCCGGAUACUGGACAGGGCCGGGCUGCUGCGGCAGUCUAAACAUGAAUCUCGCAAACGCAAGGAGCGCGAUUGGUCAGCGGACGACUUCUACGACUCUGAUGAUGACACCUUCCUGGACCGCACCGGCAGCGUCGAGAGGAAACGCAAACUGAGGAUGCAGAAACAUGGAGCCGCGCCCGUCGAGGACGAGAAACCUAGGACUUAUGAUGAUUUGUUAAAAGAAAUAACAGAAAUAGAAAAGAAGAUAGCGACAGAAGAGAGGAACCUCUCAGCACUACGCAGCAGUUCCACGGCGGGCCAGCAGAGCAGCGAGGAGGGGGACGAGCUGGACCAGUACAUGAGCAGCCUCAGCAAGCAGGGACAGAGCAUGGCGACUAAAGCUGAGAUAUCUAGGACUAAGAUGACCAUUCAGAAGCUAAAGGCGGACCUGUCGAAGACGCAGCGCCUGGCUGAGCUGGCGCGGCCGGCGCAUUUACCCCCACUCGUGAAGAAAGAUACCAAGAUCCACAUCAAACAGGCCAGCAACUCCGCUGUGUACGGGAAAAGAUUAAUACUGAAAGAUGACACAGAGAAGAAAGUCAAAGUCAGAAAAGAUGUAAAACAAGAGGAAUCCGAAUUUGUUGAAGAAAUGGACGAUGAUGAUGAUGAUGACGAUCAUUCGUCAAAUAAUCAUCAAAAAGAAGAAAAUAAAUUAAAUACAGAAGUAGAUGCUAGAGAAGUUAAAAGAAAUGAAGUGGAGAAAGAAGGAGAUUCUAAGGUAGAAGAAGGAGAUAGACAAGAGAGUACAAAAACUAAAAUGUACGGUCCAAUGCGUCCCCCUGAAAAUUACGUGAUACCUGAAGAUUAUUACGACCAAACCAGCGACAGGGAUCUACCAGAAAUUAUGGAAAAAGAGACUUAAUAAAGCAGGCGUGUAAAGCGAACGAAACUUAAAACGAACUUGUAAUUUCUCUGGUGUUGUGGGUGUGUUAGUAAAACCCUGAUCCUCUACCUCUACCCCCUCCCACUCUUAUCUCCCCUCCCCUCAACCGUCCCUUCCCCUCUUAUAUCCCCUCUUCCCCUCUAUACCCCGCCCCUAUCCUCUCUACUCUCUCUCCUUACCCUCCAUCUUCGGUCCUCCCCCUACCCCUUCCCCCUCCCCUACCCUUCCUCAGCACUCCAUUGGAUUUCCUAUUUCCAAUCGUUGUAGACUCUAGGGACAUAAAGACAGGCAGGUUAGACUUUUGCACUAACACAAAUUAAAAAAAAAUGUGCUGUUAAAAUUUUCGAAAAAUCUUGAUAAUCGGACUCGAAGUUUCGUGUUAAGUAGUGUUGACAUAAGAUAGAUAAUUUUCACUGUUAACAAACAAGUUUGUUAUUAAAUUAAAUGAAUUAUAAGGUU